AUGUUCCGCUUUUAUCGAACGAUGGCAACUUCAACGGUGGUCGGAGCCUUAGCGUGCCAGAGAAACUCAUUUCUCACAUCAUUCACUACUACUGUUGUAUCAUGCGAAGCAAACAAGGCGCCUGAAACUUCAAAAGAUAAGCAAAACAAGAACAAGAAAAAAGCCAGUCCGACGGAACCUGUUUAUGCUGUGGAAUUGAAAGACACGAUCCUCUUUCCAGAAGGUGGAGGUCAACCUUACGACACCGGUUCAAUAGUCUUGCCGGACUCUACCAAGGUCUCAGUGUCCAAGGUCGUGAGAGAGGGUGUUACUGCUCUCCACAUAACUCCAACUCCAAUAGAACCAGGUACUAAUGUUUCCCUCGAGAUUAAUUGGGAUAGAAGACUUGACCACAUGCAGCAGCAUACGGGCCAACACUUGCUUUCUGCGGUUUUAGAUUCUUAUAAAAUUGAAACCUUGGGCUGGUCGCUUGGUGAGAAGAUAAACUACGUUGAAUUGCCUAUGAAAGUGAGCGACGAGAUUGUGGAGGAAGUGAGUCGCAAAGUCAAUGACUAUAUAUUCAAGGCAAUCCCGAUAGAGGUGGUGACACCAGACCAGCAUGGUGGGGAGCUUGAUAUCUCUCAUAUUCCCGAAGACUAUGAUCUUUCAAAGGGAGUAGUCAGAGUGGUCAAAAUUGGCGAUCUUGAUGCAAAUCCAUGCUGUGGCACCCAUCUCACAUCGACCUCGCAAAUAACUGCUAUUUCUUUAUUACAUCAGACUAAUAUUCGAGGUGGUAAUUCCCGUUUACACUUUUGCUGCGGUCAUCGUGUUGCUAAGCUCGCAUCAGAGCUGCUGGCCAUUUUGAAGAAUGCUGGAGCAUUAUUGUCAUGUCAGUCUGAUGAGAUCACUUCAAAAAUUGAGCUUUUGAACUUCAACUACAAGAAGGCAAACUCAACAGUUUCCAAUUUGUUGAAAGAGAUUGCAGCAAGCGAAGCCAAGAGGAUUUACGAUCUGUUCAAAGAGGGCUCACAGGUGGAGUAUGCAUUCAGAGAAGACGAGAACCCCGAAUAUGUUCCCUUGUUGCAGAAACAGUUGCUUACCUUCAUCAACCAAGACAAAAGUCGUGGAAUUGACCUUGAAAAAACCAACACUGUCGUAUUUAUAAAUGGGGAGCGAAAGGAGAAUACCAAAGGAAUGGUUAAAAUCAUGGGACCGCAGGCCCAGACCAUACUGGCGGAGUUGAAAUCACGCUUGAGUAACUUGGCUGGUGGAGGCAAGGGUGCUAUGUUCCAAGGCAAAAUAACGGGACUUGGCAAGAUUGAAUUAGCUUCAGUGAUAGAAUAUUUGGAGAAGAUGAAGGUGAGCAGCUAA
Meyerozyma guilliermondii ATCC 6260 is the source of this 1350-nucleotide messenger RNA. RefSeq names its product putative alanine--tRNA ligase. Gene Ontology annotation, molecular function: nucleic acid binding; ATP binding; alanine-tRNA ligase activity. Bases 1 to 1350 code for a protein of 449 amino acids. The transcript has a single exon. Lineage: Eukaryota; Fungi; Ascomycota; Pichiomycetes; Serinales; Debaryomycetaceae. Gene Ontology annotation, biological process: alanyl-tRNA aminoacylation; regulation of translational fidelity. The record is from RefSeq and is a predicted model, not a curated record.